Osmia bicornis bicornis is the source of this 1199-nucleotide messenger RNA. Its product is annotated as odorant receptor 85b-like. Gene Ontology annotation, biological process: sensory perception of smell; detection of chemical stimulus involved in sensory perception of smell. The record is from RefSeq and is a predicted model, not a curated record. NCBI's taxonomy places the organism in Eukaryota, Metazoa, Arthropoda, Insecta, Hymenoptera, Megachilidae. Gene Ontology annotation, molecular function: odorant binding; olfactory receptor activity. Gene Ontology annotation, cellular component: plasma membrane. Bases 59 to 1189 code for a protein of 376 amino acids. The transcript is spliced from 6 exons.
AUCACUCGAGCGGAUAUCAUACUCGAUAACAGUUAGGUGUAUUCUCAAUAAUGAAAUUAUGUUGAAAAAUAUAACGCCGGAGAAAGCAAUCGCGUUCACGCGAUACAGUGUGGCAUUGACAUGUUGCUGGCCAGUUUCCUCGAAUGCAACUAGGUUUCAGCAGAUCCGCAUCAGGAUCUCCAGAUCUGCGGUGCUUUUAAACGCUUCCCUCCUCUUGCUGCCGUUAAUAUACUCUUCAUACAUCAACUACGUGUAUAACGAUCACGUUGGUUUCUCCAAAGCCAUAUGCAUUUUAAUAGCUGCUGUGCAGGUGCUCUUGAACACGUUCGUCUGUAUCGUCGAAUAUGAUCGUUUUUUGGAGCUGAUCGUAGAAAUGGAAAAGUGUUGCAAGGAAGCAAAGCCGUAUGAGAGACAAGUGUAUCAAACGUACGUUGAUAAAUACUCCACGUUCUAUACGGUGUUUACGAUAUGGUCCUACCUGACACCGUCCACCAUAUCGAUUGGAACAUUGUUCAUACCCCAGCCCUUUCCAACGAACGCUGAAUACCCGUUUCCCGUUGAUUAUCAACCCCUCAAAACCAUAAUAUUCCUCCAUCACUGGCUCUUUCUCCUUCAAUGCGCUGCGCACGUGUGCAUCAACUUGCUUUGCGCUUUGCUGAUGUGGUUCGCCGCGGCUCGUUUCGAGAUCUUGAAGAUGGAACUGCGCGAAGUGAAGAAUUCCAACGAAUUGAUCGAUUGCGUGAAAAAGCAUCAUAAUGUGAGAAGAUACGCGAAGGAAGUGUCGAGUGCUUCUCGGUUUAUAGCUUUGAUUACGGUGAUGCUGUGCGGCAUGGAGCUUGUGUUCUGCGGUGUUAAUUUCAUUGAACGGCAGCCACCCACUGUGAUAGUACAAUUUAUGGCUUUGUCUGGGACUGGGCUGAUCGAAGUUUUCAUGGUCGCCUGGCCAGCUGAUCACCUGUUGGAUUUGAGCGAAAAUUCUAUGCGAGGUGUAUACGAAUCACGAUGGUAUCUACAAUCAACGAGUAUGCAGAAAGACAUGCUGAUCAUGUUGUUACCUCAGGCACCGGUGGGCAUUAAGAUCGUGUAUAUUAUCCCAACUUUGUCACUGAAUUACUACUGCUCGUUCGUUUCAAACGUGUUAUCUCUGUUCACUGUUUUGCGAGCUACGAUACAAGAAGAUGAUAUAUAACGAUUGAAGG